UGCUACCGUUCGCUCCUCAAGACGAGCCCUGGGACCAAGAAAUGGAGGUGUUUGGCGGCAGCGCAAGCAGCAGCGAGUGGAACUGGGGGAUACGCCAGGUGCCCGCGCCUGGCUCCACAUGUCUCUCUUUCUCCGCUGCGCCAAGUGUGCUAGCUGCCAAUUUGAGGGACAGCUGCUGACUCCAGCUCUCUAUUGAACACCGGGUGCUUUAGGAACCCAGCGCAACAGAAACAGCAAGGUGACGAACUCUGGGGACAUUUACACAUAGGGAUGAAUGCUCCUUAGUUACUUUUCUCAUUUCUUUGUGGCUUGUUGUGGUUCUUUGUAACAACCUAAGUGGAGAUUAACUGGAGGCAAGGUUUCUUUAUCUACACUCAGGUGAUGUUCUGCAGCCUCCUUGGCGGUCUCCUGAAUUCUACCGCCCUCUUCCGCCCCUUCUCCCUUUGCCCAACUGCUGUCCCCGCCCCGUUGGUCAGUGAAAGAACAGGCAAAGUAAACUCCAGCCCUUAUGAGAGGAAUCUUUGGAUAAAUGAAGAGGGGUUUGUUUCUUCUUGGAAUGUUUCAUACUUGCAAGAAUUUUCUAGAAGAUUACUCAAGGGAAGAGGAAUUUUGUUUAAUUUGUUAUGUUUUAGGUAUUAUAGAGAUUUAACAAUGGGUCUCUCUACCUCAGCAAUUUGGAAAAAUACUGGAGUGGAAAUUGUUAAUCCCUAUGAAGUAAAACGAAAGGUGAAGGUGAAUGGUCUUAAAAUGGUUGAUGAGCCAAUGGAAGAGGGAGAAGCAGAUUCUUGCCAAGAUGAAGGAGUUGUUAAAGAAAUCCCUAUUACUCAUCAUGUUAAGGAAGGAUAUGAGAAAGCAGAUCCUGCACAAUUUGAGUUGCUCAAAGUUCUUGGUCAGGGAUCCUUUGGAAAGGUAUUUCUCGUUAGAAAGAAGACCGGUCCUGAUGCUGGACAACUCUAUGCAAUGAAGGUGUUAAAAAAAGCUUCUUUAAAAGUUCGAGACAGAAUUCGGACAAAGAUGGAGAGGGAUAUACUGGUGGAAGUAAAUCAUCCAUUUAUUGUCAAAUUGCACUAUGCCUUUCAGACUGAAGGGAAGCUGUAUUUAAUAUUGGAUUUUCUCAGGGGAGGAGAUGUCUUCACAAGAUUAUCCAAAGAGGUUCUGUUUACAGAGGAAGAUGUGAAAUUCUACCUUGCAGAACUAGCCCUUGCUUUGGAUCAUCUGCAUCGAUUAGGAAUUGUAUAUAGAGACCUGAAGCCAGAAAACAUUUUGCUUGAUGAAAUAGGACAUAUCAAGUUAACAGAUUUUGGACUCAGCAAGGAAUCAGUAGAUCAAGAGAAGAAGGCCUACUCAUUUUGUGGUACAGUGGAGUAUAUGGCUCCUGAAGUAGUAAAUAGGAGAGGUCAUUCCCAAAGUGCUGAUUGGUGGUCAUAUGGUGUACUUAUGUUUGAAAUGCUUACUGGUACUCUGCCAUUUCAAGGUAAAGACAGAAAUGAGACCAUGAAUAUGAUAUUAAAAGCAAAACUUGGAAUGCCUCAGUUUCUUAGUGCUGAAGCACAAAGUCUUCUAAGGAUGCUAUUCAAAAGGAAUCCAGCAAAUAGAUUGGGUUCAGAAGGAGUUGAUGAAAUCAAAAGACAUCUUUUUUUUGCAAAUAUUGACUGGAAUAUCAUUGACAAAAUUAAGAGAGAUCUUUCAGAAGAAAUUGAAAUUUUAAUGCACUAUGGACAACACCCCAACAUUAUCACUUUAAAGGAUGUUUAUGAUGAUGGUAGAUAUGUUUACCUUGUUACGGAUUUGAUGAAAGGAGGAGAGCUACUUGACCGUAUUCUCAAACAAAAAUGUUUUUCAGAACGGGAAGCUAGGGAUGUACUGUUUAUAAUAACUAAGACAGUUGACUAUCUUCAUUGUCAAGGAGUUGUUCAUCGUGAUCUUAAACCUAGUAAUAUUUUAUACAUGGAUGAAUCAGCCAAUGCAGACUCCAUUAGGAUCUGUGAUUUUGGGUUUGCAAAACAACUUCGAGGAGAAAAUGGACUUCUCUUAACUCCAUGCUACACUGCAAACUUUGUAGCACCUGAGGUUCUUAUGCAACAAGGCUAUGAUGCUGCUUGUGAUAUUUGGAGUCUGGGAGUCCUUUUUUAUACAAUGUUGGCUGGCUACACUCCCUUUGCUAAUGGGCCCAAUGAUACUCCUGAAGAGAUAUUGCUGCGUAUAGGUAAUGGAAAGUUCUCUUUGAGUGGUGGAAACUGGGACAGUAUUUCAGAUGGAGCAAAG
Molecule: messenger RNA, 2265 nt
Organism: Odocoileus virginianus texanus
Lineage: Eukaryota; Metazoa; Chordata; Mammalia; Artiodactyla; Cervidae
Source: RefSeq, a predicted model, not a curated record